AUGCAUUCACUUGGAACCUGUUGUAAAGGCUUGCGUUUUCCGUUGGCAAGGUUCAAAUCUUCCUCGAUACCUCCGAAGCUGACUCAUGUCCCAAACAAAUACAACUCGAAAUCAUCCGCCUUCAAUAUCAAACCACAGCUUCCAGAUGGUCUUUUCUACCAUCCAGCACCAUCGGCUUUAGAUCCGGAGGUGACGCCUAAGGCUUUCCUCCCUGAGGAUGACCCAAGAAAGAGCUCAGAGCUGUACUAUCCUGAGGAAAAAACACGCAUAAGCUCCAAUCUGGACAACAUGCCAAUAAUUUUCAAGGCAAGCACCCCAAAAAGUUACACAUUGAGCGACAAAGAGAUCCAGGAGAUCCAGGAAAUGAGAAACAAAGGAAUUCCAAGACGCGAGAUCAAAGCCAAGUUCAAAGUGUCAGACCAUUUCAUCAAUAUUUCCACGACGCCUAAUCCAGAAACCCUUGCGAAACAUCAAAAGAAAUUAGAACAAGCGGUGAGAAGAUGGGAUAGCAGAACAAAGAACGCAAAGUUGAUCAAGUUGAAACAAGAAAUUUUGUGGAAGAGAGAUAUGUAA
Ogataea parapolymorpha DL-1 is the source of this 573-nucleotide messenger RNA. RefSeq lists its product as uncharacterized. Gene Ontology annotation, molecular function: structural constituent of ribosome. The record is from RefSeq and is a predicted model, not a curated record. The transcript has a single exon. NCBI's taxonomy places the organism in Eukaryota, Fungi, Ascomycota, Pichiomycetes, Pichiales, Pichiaceae. The coding region runs from base 1 to 573 and encodes 190 amino acids. Gene Ontology annotation, cellular component: mitochondrial large ribosomal subunit.